Laccaria bicolor S238N-H82 is the source of this 804-nucleotide messenger RNA. RefSeq lists its product as uncharacterized. The transcript is spliced from 6 exons. The record is from RefSeq and is a predicted model, not a curated record. Bases 1 to 804 code for a protein of 267 amino acids. Lineage: Eukaryota; Fungi; Basidiomycota; Agaricomycetes; Agaricales; Hydnangiaceae.
AUGAACUUCCUGCCCAAUGCAAUGUACGGAAUGGCAAUGACACCUGGUCAUAGUGGGAUUGCAUCAGCACAGUCACAGAAUGGAAACAGACAAGUUAGUCCCUUACAAUUCAAUUUUCCACCUCAAACCCCGAGUAGUGACAUGGCAAUGGCAAAUGUUAACACAUACAAGAACCUGAGCAUCGGCCAGAAGAGGCCUCGCAUGGAUGUUGAUCCUGCUUCUCAGGAGAUGUGGCAGCCAUGUCAUGUUCCCCUUGUCAAUGUAGAUGGUUCCAGGGUGACUGACUUGAGUGACCUCCUUGCCGUUGUGUUCAGGAGGAUGAAGAAAGCCGAAGCUGAAUUGGCAGAUCAAAGUGGGGUAUAUCAGCAGGUCUUGGCCCAAAUAGAUGUUCUUGAAAAGCAGAUUGGAGAAUUAGGGGCUGUAAAAGACUCUGAACCAAGUGGUGAACCUACCAAGAAGCAAAAAGAACCUCAGGACAGAGGGAUCAGGAAAUACACGUGGAUUCAAAAAAAUGCCUACCUCUACCCACUCCUUUACAACCGGGUGAUCAGCCACACAUUAGUGCAAAUGGAGACCAUUUGUUCAACCCAAAUUGUGGUUGCAAAUGAAUUGGAUUACAUGCUGUCAGAAGAUGAAAAUUCCAGCAAGAUUGAACUGUCAAUUUGGCAGGAGAAGGCAGAUUGUUAUGUCCGACCAGGCCAAACCGCUGUUGAAGUUCAUCGGGACACAUUGGAGGAGUGGGAGGCUGAUGAUGAAGCUGCAGAUGAUCAGGCAGAGGAAGCGGAAGCGGAAACAGGAGCAUAG